Messenger RNA from Pollicipes pollicipes, 2929 nucleotides. Its product is annotated as proline-rich protein 12. The record is from RefSeq and is a predicted model, not a curated record. Lineage: Eukaryota; Metazoa; Arthropoda; Thecostraca; Pollicipedomorpha; Pollicipedidae. Bases 1 to 2349 code for a protein of 782 amino acids. The transcript has 14 exons.
AUGCCCGUUAGUCAGUCGCCGCCUGCCGUCCGUGCCGCGCCGCCGGCCGGGCCACCCCGCGCUGUGCCGGCCGCCAGCCCCCGACCGCCGGCCAAGAGAGGGCGGCCGCCAAAACUGAAGCGCUGCUCCGGAGACGGGACGGCAGCGCCGACCGCCGCGCCCGGCCUCAGGCCGGUGCCGCCCGCCGCGCCGCCGCUCCACCGUAAGCCCAACCUGAUCGUCAGCCCCGCUAAAGCGUCUCCGGUGCCGACGCUCGGCUGGCCGGUCGCUGCCCCGGCUCCGCCGUCGCCGCCAUCGUCACCGCCUUCCCCACCUUCCCCACCUUCCCCGCCACCGCUACCGGCGCCGCCGACGACCACCAAGCGACAUUCGCCGUCGCCGUCGCCGGCCGCCAAGCGGCCGCGUCCUGCCACCAUCGGCGGUCACGUGGUGCUCAUGACAGACGCCAUGCAGCGGCGGGCCGGCCGCGCGCCGCGGGCCGACAUGCCGCCCUCGGACACCGACGACCCGGAGUUCACCGGCUUCGCGGCCGGCGCGCUGCGGAGGCGGCGCCGCGCGGGCGACUGUUUCUCGGUGCUGAAGAAGCGCAAGCCAACGCGGCCGGCCGGCCAGACAGCGCCGCGGCCGCGGCCGCAGAAGCCUCUGCUGGUGGAGGCGCCGCCGGCCGAGCCGCGCCCCGCGGAGGAGUCGGAGCGCGAUCCCACCGAGGGAGAACACGAGGAUGAGGAGGAGGACGAAGAGGAGGAGGAAGAGGAGGAGGACGGCUCGGACGAGGGAGAGUACCAGAAGGAGAACGGCAAGCCGGUGAUCAUGGUGCUGCCGCCGGUGGUGCAGACGUUCGAGGGCGCGCAGCAGACGCGCACGCUCGACCUCGACACGCGCUGGGGCACCGUCAAGGUCAACGUGGUGCCCAAGAUCCGCGAGAAGGACGGCAGCCUGCGCGAGCUGGCCAAGACCACGCGCAAGCGGGCGGGCCUGGCGGACGCGCGCGACCUGCUGCAGCCGCUGCGCGUGCACUGCGCCGUCAAGUAUGUGCGCCGGCUGCCGCCGUUCUUGCCGGCGCCGGCGCCGACGCCGACCGAGCGGCGCCGCCCCGCCGAGCCGAGCGGCGCCGGCCGACCGGACCAGCCGGGCCGCGAGCGGGCGGCCACCAACGGCCAGCUGGACGGACGGAGGAGCGACGCAAGGGCUGCUCAGCACCCCUCUCUUGGGCGACGGACCGGUCAGGGCCGGCAGGAGCUGACUAUCCUGGAGCGGCUGAUGCUGGAGCAGACGGAGUCGGCCGCCGCCGCCGCCGCCGGGCCGCCCUCCAUCUUCGACCCGGACACGCCGGCCGACCGCGCCCUGCCGCGCUUCGUGUCGCUAGAGGACGACCUGCAGGCCUCCAGUUCAGACUCAGACUCAGACUCAGAUUCAAACUCAGACUCAGACUCAGAACAGGAGCCGAAGCGUUCGCCCGACUCGAAAGCAGCAUCGCAACCAGACCCGGUGCCGGAGGUGGGGCCGACGCCGGAGCCAGAGCCGAUGCCGGAGAUGGAGUCUGCGCCGGAGCCAGAGCCAGUGCCGGAGAUGGAGUCUGCGCCAGACCAAGAGCCGGCGCCGGAGAUGGAGUCUGCGUCGAAGCCAGAGCCAGUGCCGGAGAUGGAGUCUGCGCCGAAGCCAGAGCCGGUGCCGGAGAUGGUGUCUGCGCCGGAGCCAGAGCCGGUGCCGGAGAUGGUGUCUGCGCCGGAGCCAGAGCCGGUGCCGGAAAUGGAGUCUGCGCCAGAGCAAGAGCCGGUGCCGGAGAUGGAGUCUGCUCCGGAACCAGAGGUGGUGCCGCAAAAAGAGUCUGCGCCGGAACCAGAGCUGGUGCCAGAAAGAAAGACUGCGCCGGAGCAAGAGCCAGCGCCGGAACUGAAGGCGGAGUCAAAGAAGGAGUCUGAUCCGCCCACCGAGCGAGAGCCGCCGCCGGAGCGGGAGCCGCCGCCGGAGCGGGAGCCGCCGCCGGAGCAGGAGCCGCCGCCGCCGCCGCAGCGCACUGACCUGGAUCUGCUGGCGCAUAUCUGCGAGAGCGAGAGCAAACAAGCGGCCGCUCAGCAGGUCACGACCAAAGGCGGUGGCGAUGCGCAGUCACCGCCAUCUAACGGCCGCCCGGAGAGGGACGAGUUCACGUCGAGCGCCGAUGAUGGCAGUGUGGCAUCGGCGACGGAGGUCCCUGCCGAGUCGGUGGAGGGCGUGGACAGCUCGGGCCGCGUGCGGAUCGUGCUGGCGGACGGCACGGCCGUCAUCGCCGACCUCGGCGACCUGGACAUGCUGGAUGACCCAGUGAUGGCCGAGGGACUGGAGGCGGAGACCAGCGCCGAGCAGUAGCCGCGCGCGGGCCCAGCGCUGCCGGGGGCUCCAGUACGGCGCUGGCGCUGGACGCGGACUCCAAGACGGCGUUGGUGUUGGACGCGGGCCCAGCGCUGCCGCGUAUCUCCAGGACGGCGCUGGUGCUGGACGCGGACUCCAAGACGGCGCUGGUGCUGGACACGGACCCAGCGCUGCCGCGUAUCUCCAGGACGGCGGUGGUGCUGGACGCGGACUCAGCGCUGCCGCGUACCUCCAGGACGACGCUGGUGCUGGACGCCCGUCCCGUACAGCGGCGAUGCCGCCCACUCGUCGUCAGCGUGGCGUGGGCUGUUCACGAGUGCGCGUACGGCACGACUUCCUGUGUGGCCAACGUGAAGCAUGGUCAGGUUUUUGGCGUGUCGACGCGGCGGGCGCCUCUGGUACCGGGAGCGCUACCUCGCGUCGCCCUGUUAUAUCAGCCUGUUGGGAGGAGCGGGUCGUCAGCUACGCUCGGACUGGAGCCGGCUGGCGACGCGUCGCCAGCGGCUCUCGCGGUAGCGAGCCGGGGCCCACAGCUGCGGACUGGCGGACCACACGCCGCGGGGAGGUGAUGACUCCA